Messenger RNA from Oldenlandia corymbosa var. corymbosa, 855 nucleotides. Lineage: Eukaryota; Viridiplantae; Streptophyta; Magnoliopsida; Gentianales; Rubiaceae. The record is from the annotation of a GenBank genome assembly.
AUGGCAAUCACUCGUUCAGCAAGGAGGCGGAACUGGGGUGAGAUGCCGCAUGAUUUGCUGGUGAAGAUCUUCGCGCUGCUUAAUUUUCUGGAGAGAAUGACGAUUGCCGCCGGCGUGUGCAGCUCCUGGCGCGCAGCGGCUGCAGACGAUCCGUCCCUCACCAAGAAAAUGAUAGACGUCGCAUUGUUCCGGGAAAAUGCGGCCCCAGAGUUGACGCACACGAGAGCUCAACAACAAAUAGAUCUCGCGUUUGCCCGUGCCAUAAAUCUCACCGGUUCCCAGUUACUUUCGUUGGUGUUUGAUCCCUUAAGUGACAUUAGGGACAAGCAUUUGAAACAUGCCGCUCAUAGGUGCCCUAAAUUGGAGCAGCUGGUAUUGCCAUUCCCGAAUGCCAUCAAAAAAGCAAGUCUGAAUAAGAGUUUUCAAUCUUGGCCAAACCUGCGCUCACUUAGCAUCCCUUUUAAUGGUUUCCUGGAAACCACUAGCCUGUACAAGUUGGCGGGUUCGUGUUUCCGGGACUUGGUCGUGCUCAAAGUUUCAACCUACAUUUUCCCAAAACACCAUUUCAAGGCCAUAGCUAAGUUCAUCCCUAAUUUGGAGAUAUUACAUCUGCAGUGUCACGUUGUGGAGACCAACUUUAUAGUACAACAAUUGUCAGCCAUGCCGGAGCUUAAGCACGUCUACAUUUCAUGCUUGGAGUUUCAACACUCCACGGCCAAGAGGGACAUUCGGGACCUUGGAUCCUCCAUUAAUGGUGCUCGCAACCGCAACAAACUCCCCAGCCUUCAACUCUUUCAUCAUUGCAACUGGAAUGAAACCGAGUGUGAGGUUCCUCAAUGCAACCUUUGGAUCUAG